CCGCGUGUCAGCCGCAUCUCCCCUGCACUGUCGGAGGCAGCGGAUCGCGACCUCCCUGGUACCACCGGGCGCGGAGCCCGCAUCGUCUCUGCCAGGCCUGGUGACGGCCUGAGUACGCAGGAGAUCCGGGAAUCGAGAUCACUCGCACGGCCUGGGGAUGGAGAAGGAAAAAAGGAUUCCACCGAACAGCACAGCGUGAGCCCGGGACAGGGAGGAGAGCGGAGACUCCGCCUGGCACCGGGAAAGGUGAGGUGUACGGAGCUUCCUGGGCCGGGCGUGAACAGCAGAAUUCCUGGCCUCACCACCAGCAGCCGCGAUCUCGGCUCUGCCUGCUCGCUGGAGCACGGUCAGCUUUAGUUUCCAGAGCUCCACUGGCCAAGCUCUGGAAGAGCAUCGGUGCCCUCACCCGAGACCGACCCGGGGUCCAAGAAACAGUAUCUGGCCUGGCCCAAAGUUGGAUCUCUGGUGGCCCGGAGCCGAUCACUGGGGAGCCUGCCUCCUGCUCCAGCCCUCCUGGUGCGGAUGUGCCGCUGCCCUUCGGAGCACCAUGAAGGCAGGAUGACCUCAGCCGAAGCAGUAGCGGUGACUGGAAGCGCCCUGGUGGCUGGAUCCCCCGAGUGGCGCCCUGGCAGCCCCCGAGUCCUCAGGCGGCCUGGCAGGGCCCGGGUGGCCGUGGCAGCGCUGGUGUGGCUGUUGGCAGGAGCCAGCAUGUCAAGCCUGAACAAGUGGAUCUUCACGGUGCAUGGCUUCGGGCGGCCCCUGCUGCUGUCGGCCCUGCACAUGCUAGCGGCCGCACUGGCCUGCCACUGGGGGGCCCGGCGCCCCGUGCCACACACCACCCGUCGCCAAGUGUUGCUGCUCAGCCUCACCUUCGGCACCUCAAUGGCCUGUGGCAAUGUGGGCCUAAGCACUGUGCCCUUGGACCUGGCGCAGUUGGCCACCACCACCACUCCCCUGUUCACUCUGGCCCUGUCUGCUCUGCUGCUUGGCCGUCGCCAUCACCCACUGCAGUUUGCUGCCAUGGGCCCGCUCUGCCUGGGGGCUGCCUGCAGCCUGGCCGGAGAACUCCAGGCACCCCCUGCAGGCUGUGGCUUCUUGCUGGUGGCCACCUGCCUCCGAGGCCUCAAGUCCGUUCAGCAGAGUGCCCUACUACAGGAGGAGAGGCUGGAUGCUGUGACCUUGCUGUACGCCACCUCGAUGCCCAGCUUCUGCCUGCUGGCGGGUGCCACUCUGGUGCUGGAGGCUGGCGUGGCCCUGCCACCUGCGCCCACCGACUCCCGCCUCUGGACCUGUGUCCUGCUCAGCUGCGUCUUGUCUGUGGUCUAUAACCUGGCCAGUUUUUCCUUGCUGGCCCUCACCUCUGCUCUCACUGUUCAUGUGCUGGGCAACCUCACCAUUAUAGGCAACCUCAUCUUGUCCCGGCUCCUGUUCGGCAGCCACCUCAGCGCCCUCAGCUACAUGGGCAUCGCCCUUACCCUUUCAGGAAUGUUCCUGUACCACAACUGCGAGUUGGUGGCUUCAUGGGCUGUCCGCCAGGGACUGUGGCAGAGACAGCAGCCUGACAAGGGGCUCUGAGACCCGGGGGAGGUCGUGAGUCCCACCUGGGACAGCCCCAGCCUGAAUCCAACCGUGGCCAAUGACUGUGGGAUCCGUGGAGAGCAGGCAGCUGCUCCUGUGGCCAGGAGAGAUGGGCACCUUCUGGUAGUUCUGCCUGGGAGGCUGGAACAGGCCUUCCUCCCUGCCCGUCUCCCCUUGUCACAGACCCCACCCACCACUGGAUGGUGGGUCCGAACCAGGCACAGUCACUGUGCUUAUCAGAGUAAUUGUUUUCAUUAAUAUCAACUACUAUGCCAAAAUUUGCUGGGCAAACUUUGACAACUUCAACGUGUUACAAUGAUGAUGAAGGUGAUAAUUCUUGACAGUUGCACAAUCCUUCCUCUGGCAGGGAGGGCAGCGGGGAAAGGGCUUCUUCCAGGGAGUGGGGACAGUCUGUGCCAACUCCAGGCAGCUGCUGUCGCCUCCCUCCCAGGCCCCCCAGUUUUGGG
Molecule: messenger RNA, 2045 nt
Organism: Fukomys damarensis (Damara mole-rat)
Lineage: Eukaryota; Metazoa; Chordata; Mammalia; Rodentia; Bathyergidae
Gene: Slc35e4
Product: solute carrier family 35 member E4
Exons: 2
Coding region: 523-1575 (350 amino acids)
Cellular component (GO): Golgi apparatus
Molecular function (GO): antiporter activity
Source: RefSeq, a predicted model, not a curated record